CUGGACUUCAGAAAACGUUUUGUUGUUUCAUGUCAAGGGGUACAUUCAGCAGAGCAGCGACAAUAGCGGCCUCAUUCCAUUAACGUUGGGUUGUUUCCUGUUGUAGGUACCCCUUUGUAAGAUCUCCAGUGGUUUAAUAAUUUUUUUCGCGAGACUGAAAGAUGUCUGUGAAUUCAGCAUUGUGUCAUGGCACCGUCUCGCCUGAGGUGACUGAUUCUGAUUUGGAAGAAGAAUAUUCCGAUGCUUUUGCUAAUGCUACCCCGAGUGCUGCCCCUAUUUCUCCAUAUCGGAGAAAUAGACGUUCAUUGAGCGAAGGAAACAUACUUUUUUUGGAUGAUGAUAAACGAAUGCAGCCUAAUCUAAGAGAUCGCGCAGACUCUGAUGAUGAAGCAACUGAAUGGCGUCAUGAAGAUGACUCUAUCGUUAAGGAUAUGAAGCGUCUAGCUCGCCCCAGCCAGUUUAUUGCUUCUACGGAUAAUUUGCAAGGACACACGAAAUUUAUAUCCAAUGCUGAGGCAAUCUAUAAAUUUCAUAGAGAUACACCAAAAAGGUUCCGAAGCCAGCCCAGACUGACAACCUUCCAUUCAAAUCCGAAUUUGGCUCACUUGAAAGUAACUGUGCCACAUAGUCCAAUGCUUAGGACAAAAAUCAGGACACGGCCUUGCCAUAUUAUGACCAAGGAGCAGCGGGAACAGAUGGAGUUUGAGGAGAUUCAGAAAAUAAAAUUUAAAGCCAAACCAGUAAACAAAAAUCUACAUAACCCCUCGAAAAGUGUGCCGAUUGAGAGAAAGCCAGUAACUAAGCCUGAGCCAUUUAAGCUGACUUGUCCACCUCCUAAAAAAAUAAUCCCAAAACAACAAUUUGUCUUCCAAGCCCUACCGAUUCCAAGAACCAUCUACUUGCCUCCACUUUUGCCGGAAGUCGAGAAACGUCCAGUUACUGAUCCCGAGACUCCAAUGUUUAUGAAAAACUACAAACCACAGAAAAAAGAAGCUACAAAAAAAGUUACAGGUACUUCUACAACAGUUGUGCCCACUAGAACUGUACCUGCGCCGUUCAGUUUUGAAAACAGAGAUAAUAUGCGUUUGAGGAAAAGGGAACAGCUUAUCAAGAAAAUGAUGGAUGAAGAACGACAAGGCAGAGAAUUCCGUGCUACUCCGAUGCCACGAUCGUUAUUUAAAAAAGAAAGGACUUUAAAAAGCGACAGCUCAAGCAGCACUUCUUCUGGCAAAAGAUGCCCAAGCACUGACAAUAUUUGCCCUCAAUUUAAAGCUCGUGAAGCAACCGUCCUCAAGAAAAGUCCAUUUAUUCCCAGCCUACCCAAUAGACCUGCUACUAUAAUCGUACCGUUCCAGCUGGAAACUGAAUCAAGACGUGUGGAACGAGAAGAGUUUGACAGAAAAAUGAAGUUGCGUGAAGAAGAACUGGAACAGCAAAAGCAACGCAUCAAGGAGAUGCAAGCUGAGCAAGAACAACAAGAAAGAGAGAAAUACAGAAAACUGGCGGAGUACAAAGCUAAUCCUAUCAAGAAAUAUAAGCCAGUAGAGAUUCAGUUGAGUAAGAAAGUGACUAAUCCAGUAACUCCGCUUCUACAUCAGAAAAAGUCUGGGAAGGAUAAAGAGAACGUGGAUAAAAAAAAUAAUUGAAGUUUUCACCUAGUACACUCUUUUAGAGUUUGAAUUAAAU
Messenger RNA from Ceutorhynchus assimilis (cabbage seed weevil), 1686 nucleotides. NCBI's taxonomy places the organism in Eukaryota, Metazoa, Arthropoda, Insecta, Coleoptera, Curculionidae. The record is from the annotation of a GenBank genome assembly.